Messenger RNA from Cannabis sativa, 562 nucleotides. RefSeq lists its product as uncharacterized. The coding region runs from base 74 to 406 and encodes 110 amino acids. The transcript has 2 exons. Lineage: Eukaryota; Viridiplantae; Streptophyta; Magnoliopsida; Rosales; Cannabaceae. The record is from RefSeq and is a predicted model, not a curated record.
AAAGUUUAUAUAGUUAUAUCUCUACUUAAUAAUAUUUAACUUAUCAGUAAUAUUGUUAAAGUUCUAAAUUGAGAUGAUGAGGAAGAUUUUAUCGGUAGUGUUGGUUGUGAUGGUGACAUUAUUGGUGGUUAUAGCGCCAAUACCAAUGGUGAAAGCAAUGAGUGCAAAGCAGUGCAAAGAGGAGAGGACUCAGUUGGUGAACGAGUGCAGGCCAGUGAUAUAUGGGCAAGACCCCUCCAACAACUGUUGUCAACGUGUGAGGGUUCUCCACGUGGAGUGUAUGUGCCCCUAUGUCACUCCAAAGUUUGCCAAACUCAUUAAUCUUGCACGAACAGCAAAACAAAUCCGAAGUUGUGGAAGAAACAUUCCCCACAACUUCAAAUGUGGCAGUGCUACUUUGCCAUGAUCAUCAGAAAAAAUGCCCCACAUCGAACACCUUAAGUUUGCUUUCAAUUUAUCUCUGACCAAUCAUGUUAUUGGGUUAUAUGUAUGUGUUGUAAUAACAGAGAGAAUUGUGUUCUCUAAAUUAUUGGUUAUAAUUAAGCAUAUGAAUAAAAUUUAA